AUGCCCGGCCAGAGUUUACCGCAUUUCACCAAAGGAGAAGUGGUGAAGGGUUUUGGACGAGGCUCCAAAGAUCUGGGCAUUCCGACUGCCAAUUUUCCGCAGGACGUCGUCAAUAAUCUGCCCGAUGGUUUGGAUACGGGCGUUUAUUACGGAUUUGGGCAAGUCGAUGGUGGCCAAGUCCAUGGCAUGGUGAUGAGCAUCGGCUGGAAUCCGUUUUACAAAAACUCCAAAAAAUCGAUGGAAACGCACUUAAUGCACAAGUUUGAGAGCGAUUUUUAUGGAAAGGAACUGCGAGUCGUCAUUCUGGGCUAUCUCAGGCCGGAACAGAACUUCCCCGGACUGGACGCCCUCAUUGCGGCCAUCGACGAUGACAUCAAGCAAGCCAGAACCAGGUUGGAGAUGCCAGACUUGGCAGGAUUCAGGACUAAUGAGUUCUUCAAAUUGCAGCCCCAUUAGUUGAUUGUGGAGCAAUAAUUAAAAAAUUACAACUUGA
Molecule: messenger RNA, 493 nt
Organism: Dendroctonus ponderosae (mountain pine beetle)
Lineage: Eukaryota; Metazoa; Arthropoda; Insecta; Coleoptera; Curculionidae
Product: riboflavin kinase
Exons: 1
Coding region: 1-456 (151 amino acids)
Biological process (GO): FMN biosynthetic process; riboflavin biosynthetic process
Cellular component (GO): mitochondrion
Molecular function (GO): riboflavin kinase activity
Source: RefSeq, a predicted model, not a curated record